CAGUACUUCCGCAACGUCACAAAUGACACGUAUUCAAAAUGGCGGCCGCGGCUAGGGAGACGUGGUGGGCCUUGCUGCUGUUGUCCUUGUUGCCUGUUGUCAGGCCAUUCUAUGUUCCAGGAGUCGCACCCCGGGACUUCCAGGACGGUGACACGGUAGAUCUUAAGGCCGUGAAGCUGACUAGCUCUCGCACCCAGCUUCCCUAUGAAUACUACUCUCUGCCUUUCUGUAAGCCCGAUUCUAUCUUCUACAAGGGAGAGAACUUAGGUGAGGUAUUACGCGGAGACCGUAUUGUGAAUACCCUCUACAAUGUGGAUAUGAACAAGGACAAGAAAUGUGAGAUGGUAUGCAACGUGAAAAAGCUCAACGUAGAAGAGAGCAAGCUGGUUGCUGAGCGAAUCCAGGAGGAGUAUUAUGUGCACCUUAUUGCAGACAACCUGCCAGUUGCCACCAGGUUAGAGUUUUACCCCAACAGAGAGGCAGCAGGGGAGGAGGAGCAGAAGAAGGAUAUCCAGUUUGAACACGGAUACAGACUGGGCUUUAUCGACAACAACAAGUUUUACCUGCACAACCACCUGUCCUUCAUCCUGUACUUCCACAGGGAGAAGCUGGAGCAGGGGGAUGUUCACAACUACAGGGUGGUGCGCUUUGAGGUUGUACCCCAAAGUGUAAAAGUAGAUGAUCUGAAGCCUGUGGAAAAGGACAAGACUUGCACCUUGCCUGAAGCCAGUGGCUCCGCCGCACAGGAGAUUGACCCGACCAAGGAGAACGGAGUCCUCUUCACCUACUCCGUCCACUGGGAGGAGAGUGAGGUGAAGUGGGCGUCUCGAUGGGACACAUACCUGACCAUGAGCGAUGUUCAGAUCCACUGGUUCUCCAUCGUCAACUCUGUGGUGGUCGUCUUCUUCCUGUCUGGUAUUCUGAGUAUGAUCAUUAUCAGGACUCUGAGGAAGGACAUUGCCAACUACAACAGAGAGGAUGACAUAGAGGACACAAUGGAGGAGUCAGGAUGGAAGAAUGUCCACGGUGAUGUCUUCAGGCCCCCUCAGUAUCCCAUGAUCCUCAGCUCUCUGCUGGGCUCAGGAAUCCAGCUCUUAUGCAUGAUCCUAAUUGUCAUCUUUGUUGCCAUGUUGGGCAUGCUGUCCCCUUCCAGUAGAGGAGCCUUGAUGACCACUGCUUGCUUCCUCUUCAUGUUCAUGGGUGUGUUUGGGGGCUACUUUGCUGGAAGACUGUACCGCACACUGAAGGGCCAUCGGUGGAGGAAAGGAGCCUUUUGUACAGCAACUCUGUAUCCCGCCGUGGUUUUUGGAAUCUGCUUCAUUCUCAACUGUUUCAUCUGGGGGGAGCACUCUUCUGGGGCAGUCCCCUUCACCACCAUGCUGGCCCUGCUCUGCAUGUGGUUCGGUAUCUCCAUGCCCCUGGUCUACCUGGGAUACUACUUCGGCUUCCGCAAGCAGCCUUAUGAUAACCCCGUGCGCACUAACCAGAUCCCCCGGCAGGUGCCCGAGCAGCGCUGGUACAUGAACAAGUUUGUAGGAAUCCUGAUGGCCGGGAUCCUGCCCUUUGGUGCCAUGUUCAUCGAGCUCUUUUUCAUCUUCAGUGCCAUCUGGGAGAAUCAGUUCUAUUACCUCUUCGGCUUCCUCUUCCUGGUUUUCAUCAUCCUGGUGGUGUCCUGCUCUCAGAUCAGCAUAGUGAUGGUUUACUUCCAGCUCUGUGCAGAGGACUACAGGUGGUGGUGGAGAACGUUCCUGGUUUCAGGAGGAUCAGCGUUCUACGUCCUCAUUUACGCCGUCUUCUACUUCAUCAACAAGCUGGACAUUGUGGAGUUCAUCCCCUCUCUCCUGUACUUCGGCUACACAGCCCUGAUGGUGCUGUCCUUCUGGCUGCUAACAGGCACCAUCGGCUUCUACGCAGCCUACAUGUUCAUCAGGAAAAUCUAUGCCGCGGUCAAGAUCGACUGAGGGUGGCUGUCGCUGCUGCUCUCGUUGUUUUCAGUUUUUGUUUUUUCGUCACAUUCAGUUUUUUAAUGUAUAUAUUUUUUAUUCUUCAUGUACAGCAAGCGCUGACUUGUGUGUAGAGGGAGCGAGACAGGUGAUCUUUGAGGCGCUGGCCUCAUGGGGAACAACAGUCAGGUGGUAAACCAGCUGUGUCUCUCUCUCGCUCUCUCAAGCUUCUACAUCCCCCCCCCUCUUUCACCAGGACCGAGACUCAUGAAUCCUCUGAUGGGACACUUCAUGUCUCCACCUUGCACACAACACAGUGGGCCAAAGCUUGUCAAACAAUGGUUUCUGCACAUUUGUCUUUUUAUUUGUCGAGUCUAACUUAUCGUAGUUUUUAUUUUUGUCAUCACAGGAUUUAUCUUUUCUUUUCAAUCAUCUUCUGCCAGGUUAUUGCUCUGAUUUCCUUCCAUAAAUUCUAUCUUUUCUCUUUCCAUUGUCUCUGUUUCCAAAUACUUUCCUCUCAGAGACUCUGGGGAUCAGGGAAGGAUUGUGGAGUCUAACUGUGGUUAUACUGUUGACUUUCUUGUGUCGUAAGGAUGCGGAUGGAAAUUAUGCUGGGAUUAAUACAUUGUAACACAAGAAAGGAUACAUUAAAUGUUCUAUUAUGUUUACCCCAGUUUCCAUGUCCUGGUGUGACCAUGUUAACCACAUCUGAAAUCUAGAUAUUCGCCUCUCAUUCCAAAAACAAUGAGUCUCUUAUAAAUGUCGACUUAUUGGUCCAUUUGCUCUAAAUGAUGCAGAACAACUCAGAAUGGGACUGUGAACCCGAUGCCCUGAAGCGGUGGACUGCUGGGUGAAGCCACUGGAGAUGGAGGAAAGGAAAAAAGAUGCAGUCAACACGAAAAUGACAAGGACGUUUUGCAUUUGGAAAUCUACAAUGCAAAAUAGUUUGAAGCUUCCCCGGUAGAAACGUCCAGAAAAAGCUGUGCCGUGUGUAGCCUUAGCAGAGCCUGCUGAACUAUGCAGUAAUGGAAAGAAAACUGUUUGUGAUGGUUGUUUUUAAGGACCAUUUUAGUUGAAUCUCAUUUCUUUAAGUUCAAUUAUGAUAUAUGAAACAUUUCUGUGUGUAAUGUGACAGCCAGCUGGAUCAUAUCCUUGUUUCAGAAAACAUUUCACAUUGCUGGAGUGUCCUGUGUUGCAGGGCAUUGACAUGUUCUUAAUAGAUCCGUAUAUUAAUAAUGUAUUCUUAAGUUACAGCUCACAUUUUUUUACUUCUUUAGAAAAUACAUUUUUUUGGGGUAACAAAUGUUUUAUUUUCUUUGUUUUGCCAGAUUUUCCAGCUAAAAGCCUUAAAAUAGCAUUUAGAGCAUGGAUGGAACAUGAGUUAAGACUUGAGGUUUGACAAGCAACUCGAGCUAAGGGCGUCCCGGGGACAACAAAUGUGUUUUAUUGUAGCUUAAUUACACUAAAUAUCACCUUGCAUAAUAAUAAUAAUAAUAGUCAUAUUGUUAAAGGAUCACAUUAUUGAUACCCCUCAUAAUGUUAUGUUAAACAUGAAGCUACAACCAUCAGGUUUAACUGCUAAAGGGUUCCAAUGUCCUGUAUGGAGAUGCUACGCUAACUAGCUGCUGGCAGGUAGCUUCAUAUAUUCUUCCAACAGUCGCACGGCAUUUUGUGUUAUAGUCACAAAAUGAAUCUAUUGAUUCGUGUUCACCAACACGCUUUCGCAAUUUUUUUCCUGUCGCACAGAACGAUUUUAAAAGCAAUAAUAAUAACAUAAUAAUAAUAAUAAUAAAUUGGAAGGAAAAACACAUUAAAAAAAAUACAGAUUUCAGUAUUCUGACACAGAACGAUUUUUAAAGCAAUUUAAAUAACAAAUUAGAAGGAAAAAAAGAUGACAAAAAAUACAGAUUUCAGUAAUCUGAGGCUCUUUGCCCCAUUUUCUUUCCUCGCGGGCGGCAAAAAAACUCCGACAUUAUACAAUUAAAAAAUAAAAGGGUUAGGGUAAGAUAUUGAGUAAGGAAAUGUUUUUAUGAACCACACAGCUUCUAGUAUUCCAAGACCCGACCGGAGAAAAAGACGUGCUGCAGGCACGAAACAUACUACCAAUAGAAAUACAUUGCUUUUAAAGUCGUUCUGUUUGACACGAAAAAAAUGCGAAAAUCAUGUUGGUGAACACGAAUCAAUAGAUUAAAUUAAUUUCGUGACUAUAUCACGAAAUGCCGUGAGACUGGGUUGAUUCUUUACAUACCACAGCAAGAAAGAGAAUAAGUGUUUCAUUUCCUUUUAACUUAACAUAGGCACAUCUACAUGGUUAUUUCUAACCCUUGCAUAUAUCUCCAGCACAGGACGUGAUCCUUCUCUGCUGAGGGGCCAGAAUUUAAAUCCUGAGAAAAUAUUCUAAAGGCCAAUUUUAAUCACAAGCUCCUAAACAAAAAGCCAUUCAAUGAUCAACCCCCUACGGCUGGCAGGGCACUAUGAUCCCUUCAGGUACAUAUUUAUUGUAGUCUUUAUGGUUACCAUGAAACUGGCUUUAGUAAAUAAUUGAAUUAGGGAAGUAGCCUGGAUCAACCCUCUUUCUCCAGGAGCAACAGAGUAAAAUGACGCCUCCUCCUCAUACAGUAGCCAAAACGUUUGUAUGAUAAGAGUGAGACGAGCCAAAAUGAAGUUCCCCUUCAGUAAAGUGUGGGUUCCUCAGUCCAUCAGACACAGACAGCAUCUCUUACUGGUGUGUUUGCCAGCUCAGAAUCUUAUUGUGAACCAGGAAAUGUUGAGUACACCAAAGUAUUAUAUUAGAAAUGUAUAAUAUGGGACCCCAGCACAUAGAAACUUCUGGAUGCUAACCUGCAUAUGUUGGGCAAUUUACACGAUUAGCAUAUGUUGUAUCAAAUCAAGUUUUAUUUAUAUAGCACAUUUAUAAACGAUUUUUGGUCGAGCCAAAGUGCUGUACAUAUAAUAAAAAUAGCCUACAGUAGAGACACUUUACAGCAAAUACAACAGCACAGAUUGUUCAGAAUAUCAGUAUGAGAAAAACGACACCCUCUAUCCUUAGAGUUGAGUUAUAUUGUAUUAAUUAGCAUUUAUUAUGCAGACGGUAGCGAAAAAAUGGCUUGGCUGAUUUGGACAAUUUUAGAGUGGUUUUGGGGGUUAUAUAGGAUGCUGAAUCAGUAUCAGAAAUUGCCAUUUUAACCAGAAAAUGUCAAUAUUUGUAUUCCUAAUUUUGGGUCGAUUUGGAAGAUUUAGGGGACUCUGGAUUAUUUGGAUUGUUCAUUUAUUUAGAAAGCACAUUUUCGACAAUAGGGAGAAUCAUUUUCAUCUUGUGCUCUAUAUCCAAUAGUUGCAAACUACUCGUGGUAGUCAAAAUCAGCCUACAGAGAGAAAGAAUAUGGCCACUAUCUGGCUAAAACUGCCAUUUUUUUAUCCUGAAAAUGUCAGAAAUGGAUACAGAACCCCAAAAUACUACACAAUUGUCCAAAUAGGCCAAGCCAAUUUUCAACUAUUGUCCACAUGGCUAUAAUGGUAAUUCAUGCUCAUUAAUGAAACGUAUUAUAAUAGUGCAAAUUGCGCUACAUAUGCAAGUGAGCAUCCGGCAGAUUCUAUGUGCUGGGGACCCUACUAUACAUUUCUAACAUAAAACGUUGGGGUACUCGACAUUUCUGUGUUCACUAAGCUGGGAAGUAGAGUAUGGUGUAGCGCCCUGUGUGAACGCUCACAGAGUCACUGUGGCCUCUCUCCUGAAGGCUGACGGCCUCUCCUGCUGCUGGAGUGCACACGCAAGGGGAGAUUUUUUUGACACAGACUUUUAAAAGACCCCGGGUCAUGCCUGCGUACGUGUGAUCAAGGGGUUUACAAUGUAAAUAAAAGAAAAACAGCUUUGUAUUUGUUGCGUUUCGCUGUUUGUGGCGCUCUCUGUAACGAUCCUGUCAUGGUUUUAGCCAGAAGCAUGACGCUCAUGAUGAAAAAGGAACUUACUUCUCUCUUUGCUUCUUUUACAGAAUGUUCAAUUACAAAAUGUACAAUGACAAAACAAUAAAGUGAUGACAAGUUGAAUAUGAAAA
This is a messenger RNA of Gymnodraco acuticeps, 5998 nucleotides long. RefSeq names its product transmembrane 9 superfamily protein member 4 (gene tm9sf4). The transcript has 18 exons. Gene Ontology annotation, biological process: protein localization to membrane. Gene Ontology annotation, cellular component: membrane. Lineage: Eukaryota; Metazoa; Chordata; Actinopteri; Perciformes; Bathydraconidae. The record is from RefSeq and is a predicted model, not a curated record. Bases 39 to 1961 code for a protein of 640 amino acids.